This is a messenger RNA of [Candida] anglica, 1780 nucleotides long. NCBI's taxonomy places the organism in Eukaryota, Fungi, Ascomycota, Pichiomycetes, Serinales, Debaryomycetaceae. The record is from the annotation of a GenBank genome assembly.
CAAAAGUUUGGGAAUAAUUUAAAAGGAAAGGAAGUCCCUCUUUUUUUCUGGCUUUAAAGACUCAUACACCAUUAUUACAAAAGCUAUGACAUCAGUACAAAUAUUAGCACCAAUUUCUGAUGCCGGCUCCCCCACAUCACAGGCAGAUAUCCUUACCAAGAAGGCACUUGACUUUGUAGUUUUACUUCAUAGAACCUUUGAUGGUAAAAGAAGGGAACUUCUUGCCAAUCGUGAAAAAGUUCAAAAGGAAAUCGACCAAGACUUGAGCCGUUUAGAUUUCAUUUCCAAGGAUAAAUUGGAUAUUAGUGGACAAGCAUGGAAGGGGGCCAUUCCUGCUCCUGGACUCGCAGACAGAAGAACAGAAAUCACUGGUCCUCCAGAACGUAAAAUGAUUGUUAAUGCAUUGAAUACUCCAGUUAAGACAUAUAUGGCUGAUUUUGAAGAUUCAACUUCCCCCACUUGGCAAAAUGUUCUUAAUGGACAAGUUAACUUGUAUGACGCCAUCCGCCAGCAAAUUGACUUUGAAACUCCUGCCAAGGCGUACAAGGUUAAUCGCGAGGGGAGACACGUUCCUGUCUUGAUUGUUAGACCAAGAGGCUGGCACAUGGUUGACAAGCAUAUUCUUGUUGAUGGCGAGCCUAUCAGUGGAUCAAUUCUUGACUUUGGGCUUUAUUUCUUCCAUAAUGCCCAUCAAUUGGUUGCUAAUGGAUUAGGACCAUAUUUCUAUCUUCCAAAGAUGCAACAUCAUUUGGAAGCCAGACUUUGGAAUGAUAUAUUUAAUGUUGCACAAGAUAUUUUGAGUAUUCCUAGAGGAACCAUCAGAGCCACCGUCUUGAUCGAAACAUUACCAGCUGCCUAUCAAAUGGAGGAAAUCAUCUAUGAAUUAAGAGACCAUUCAGCAGGUUUAAAUUGUGGUAGAUGGGAUUAUAUCUUUUCCACCAUCAAGACUUUGAAGAAUCAUCCACAAAAGAUUUUACCUGAUAGAAACCAAGUCACCAUGACAGUGCCAUUUAUGUCUUCAUACUGUAAACGUCUUAUCAACGUUUGUCAUCGUAGAGGUGUCCAUGCCAUGGGUGGGAUGGCAGCACAAAUCCCAAUCAAAACCGACCCUGAGGCCAAUGAACGAGCAAUGGCCAAAGUUGCCGCUGAUAAGCUUAGAGAAGUGACCAUGCAUUAUGACGGGACUUGGGUAGCACAUCCAGCGUUAGCCCCAAUUGCCAACGAUAUUUUUAACACUCAUAUGCCAACACCUAACCAAAUGUUUAUCAUUCCUGAACAAUCGGUACAAGCACAAGAUUUGUCCAAUACUUCAAUUGAUGGUGGUAUGGUCACAGUUGAAGGCAUCAGACAAAAUGUAUACAUUGCCUUGUGUUACAUGGAGUCAUGGAUCCGUGGGGUUGGAUGUGUUCCAAUCAAUCAUCUUAUGGAAGAUGCUGCCACUGCUGAAGUUUCUAGAUUGAUGAUUUACUCUUGGGUGAAACACAAUGUUCAAUUAGGAGACCAAUCUGGCAAUGUUACCCCAGAACUUACCGCCAAGAUUUUGGAAGAAGAAACUGCCAAAUUAGUUGCCAAUUCCAAGGAGGGAAACAAAUUUGAAUUGGCUGCAAAAUAUUUACUCCCAGAAUUUAGAGGUGAACAAAUCAGUGAUUUCUUGACCACAUUAGUCUACGAUGAGAUUGUUGAAGUUGGAGAGCCAAUUGAUUUGGCUUCAUUGAGAGAAUGAAUGGGGCUGGGGGUAUAGAAAUAGAUAGAGAAGAAAUAAUAAGAAAUACAUUAGAAA